CACGCCCGUUUCCCUCAUUUAGUUCCUUUAUUAUUGUGUGUGCCCGGCAAAAGAAAAAGUGUUAAGAUUAUUAGUAGUUACUCUUCUCUUAUGAAUUAAAGAAUCUUAUGCGUCAAUUUCAACUACACUGAGGCAUCAAGAGAAAGAUGGAGGGAAUAGAGCACAGAAUAGUGGAAGUAAACGGCAUCAAGAUGCAUAUAGCAGAAAAAGGAGAAGGCCCUGUGGUGCUGUUCCUCCAUGGCUUCCCGGAGCUUUGGUACUCCUGGCGCCACCAGAUUCUAGAUCUCAGCUCCAAAGGCUACCGCUGCGUCGCUCCCGAUCUCCGCGGCUACGGCGACACCGAUGCUCCACCUUCCAUCACAAGCUACACCAGUUUUCACAUUGUGGGUGACCUUGUUGCGCUUAUAAAAUGGCUGGGUGUUGAACAAGUGUUCUUGGUAGCACAUGAUAUGGGUGCCAUAAUGGGUUGGUACUUUUGCAUGUUUCGACCUGAAAUUAUCAAAGCCUAUGUAUGCCUUAGCGUCCCCUUUGUCCGAAGGAACUUCAAAGUUCCCACCGUUGAUGCCAUGCGUGCAAUUUAUGGAGAUGACUAUUAUAUCUGCAGAUUUCAGGAACCAGGAAAAAUGGAAGCAGAGAUGGGUGAAGUUGGGACUGAGUAUGUGUUGAAGAACAUCCUCACCACACGCAAGACGGGUCCUCCGAUCCUUCCCAAGGGUGAGUUUAGAACUGGCUUCAAUCCUGAUAUGAAAGAAGCAUUGCCAUCUUGGCUCUCACCGCAAGAUUUAGCUUAUUACGUCUCCAAAUUCGAAAGCACAGGCUUCACUGGUGGAUUGAAUUACUAUAGGAAUUUCAACUUAAAUUGGGAGCUUCAUGCACCAUGGAGUGGAGUGAAGAUCAAGGUGCCGGUGAAAUACAUUGCAGGUGAGUUAGACAUGGUAUACACCUCACUGGGGAUGAAAGAUUAUGUUCACGGUGGAGGUUUCAAAGAAGAUGUGCCAAAUUUGGAGGAAGUGAUUAUUCAAAAGGGUGUCGCUCACUUCAACAAUCAUGAAACAGCUGAGGAAAUCAGUAAUCACAUUUAUGACUUCAUAAAAAAAUUUUGAAUCGAUCUCCCCAAAGAAUUUGAAUAAUCUAUCUUCACCUAUCUCCUAAUUAUAUUACUCACCUAUGCUAUUUGGUUA
Molecule: messenger RNA, 1181 nt
Organism: Arachis duranensis
Lineage: Eukaryota; Viridiplantae; Streptophyta; Magnoliopsida; Fabales; Fabaceae
Exons: 4
Coding region: 147-1103 (318 amino acids)
Molecular function (GO): hydrolase activity
Source: RefSeq, a predicted model, not a curated record